Messenger RNA from Diabrotica balteata, 1080 nucleotides. The record is from the annotation of a GenBank genome assembly. Lineage: Eukaryota; Metazoa; Arthropoda; Insecta; Coleoptera; Chrysomelidae.
AUGGAAAGCAACUGGAAACGAAACGUUAUGAACAGUAAACAGGAUAGAGGGGAAGAAUAUAUUAAUUCGGCAAAAAAACUAAUUCAAAAGAAAACUACUGGACCAAAUUGCCAUUGUAGAAAUAUAUGUUUUACUAAAGUAGACGAUACCCACAAACAUAACAUACUUGAGCAGUUUUAUAGUACGGGAGAUAAAACUAAACAAGACAUGUAUCUAGGAGGAUUAAUCAGCGUUUCAAAAGUGCAAAGGAAACGCCCGACUACAGGAGAGGAGAGAGAAAAAAACAGUACCUAUAAGUAUAAGUUACGUGUAGGAAGUCAGGAAACCACAGUAUGUAAAAAGGCAUUCUGUUCUUUGCAUGGAGUAUCAAAAAAUAGAGUGUCUCAAAUUGUCAAAAAUCUGACUCUGGGUAGUAUUAUGUCACCUUCUGAUAAACGUGGGAAGCAUUCCAAUAGACCAAACAAAAUCAGUGAAGCAAGAAUAGCGCAAAUCGAGGAACAUAUACGGAGGUUUUCCAGAAGAAAAUCUCAUUAUAGUAGGGAAGAUAAUCAGAAAAGAUCAGAUACUUGCCAGAAAUGUGACUGCUUAAACAACACAAUUGCCGCAGAAUUCAAUGCAGAAACUAAAACCCGAUUGGAAAUUGAAAAGCGUCUACAGUUACUGAAGGCCGAAAUAUUGUAUACCAAAUUAAGGAAAUAUACCAAUCUUGCUCGCGAAGAUGAAUCAGUUGAUGUCUUAAGCUUUCAUUAUCAACAAAACCUGCCACUGCCACAUAUUCCUUCAGGCGACGUAUUCUAUAAAAGGCAGUUCUGGCAAUACAACUUAUUUGUAAAUUCUGCCAAGAAAAGAGAGGCUACUUUUUAUAUGUACCAUGAGCUCACUGCCAAAAAAGGUUGUAACGAAGUGCAAAUUAUACAUCACUUUCCAGGACCCGGCCACAGCUUUGUACCGUGCGACCGUUGCUUUGGUCUGAUUGAAAAAGAAAAACGAAAGAAAGAAAUAGCAUACUUGCCUUCUGAAUGGAGAAAAUUAGUCAAGACAACGUCAAAACAGUUUCGCAUAAUAGACGUUAGGAUAUGA